This is a messenger RNA of Zingiber officinale, 1098 nucleotides long. RefSeq lists its product as uncharacterized. NCBI's taxonomy places the organism in Eukaryota, Viridiplantae, Streptophyta, Magnoliopsida, Zingiberales, Zingiberaceae. The record is from RefSeq and is a predicted model, not a curated record. The transcript is spliced from 6 exons. Gene Ontology annotation, biological process: maturation of SSU-rRNA from tricistronic rRNA transcript (SSU-rRNA, 5.8S rRNA, LSU-rRNA). Gene Ontology annotation, cellular component: nucleolus. The coding region runs from base 226 to 882 and encodes 218 amino acids.
ACCCAGAACAGAACUCUUUGAGGGUUACCUGCGCCACCGCCGCUCUCUCUCUCGGUCGAUCCUUCUCCCUCGAGAUCUCGUACCCUUCUGCAACGAGCAGCGACCAGAAGAACCUUUCUCCCACACAGCUGCGUGUGAGCUCGUCAGAUCGGAUUGGAUCCAUCCCCUUUCUGCUGUUGGGGGUUCUCUGUUUGGCCACGGAAAUCCGCAGGGAAAACAGCAGUCAUGGUCAAAUCAAGAGAGACUGAGGUUGUUUAUGCUCCUUCAAAUUCUCAUGGUCGUAAAUCUCAUUCUGGUUCAAUUGCUAGUGAGAAAUGGAAUUUCCUGUCAGGAAACCUUGCCAAUAUGUACAGUAGGCCAGUUACGAAUGAAUCUGCCGACCAGGACAGUGAGAGUGAGGAGAUUGAUAUCAGGAAGAUAUUUAAAGACAUUGAAUACUUGGGUGCAUCCAAUAUGCCAUGGAAGGAGCGGAAGCAACUGGAGAAUAGAAAAGUUGUCGACUUAGGUGGAAAGCCUGUUAAGAAGCACCGCACACCGUUGAGUGUGGCAAAACCUGCUAUGAAAAAUCAGAAGAAGAGAGAGCUAAAGCAACAGGAACUGGACUUGAUUCUCGGCCGGUUCACAAGGAAUCGAUCGAGGACGGACAGUAAAGAUAGGAAGCUGAAGCCGGAGGAGCGGAUACUGAAAACGAGUGAGCGUAAUUUCAGGAAAGGUGUUCUGGAUGUGAAGCAUCUGUUGAAACCCAGUGGUAGUAGUGCAUCCAAAAACGGGGAUGAUUUGGAUUACAAGAAGAGCCAUAAAAAAGGAAAAGGAAAAGGGAAAGGAAAGGGUAAAGGAAAUAGGAAAGGAAAAGGUAACAAGGGCAGAAGAAAGGGACGAUGAUUAACAAAACAUGCAUUCAAUCUAAAGGUUUAGAUUGAUCUGCAUUUAAUCUCUUUAAAUUUUUACUCCAUGAGGAUAUGAACACUUUUAUUAUGCUAAUAUAGGCAUGUAUUGUUCCCAUUAAGAUAGCAAGAAUUGUAGACGUUUUGUUGUUAUGGUUGCUUAUGCCAACGUUAUGCGGUUACCAUGUCCGCCAACAACGAUCACAUGCAUCAA